Alexandromys fortis (reed vole) is the source of this 3972-nucleotide messenger RNA. RefSeq names its product Myb/SANT DNA binding domain containing 4 with coiled-coils (gene Msantd4). Bases 1435 to 2415 code for a protein of 326 amino acids. Lineage: Eukaryota; Metazoa; Chordata; Mammalia; Rodentia; Cricetidae. The transcript is spliced from 3 exons. The record is from RefSeq and is a predicted model, not a curated record.
GCUGGGCACCUAGAUGAGGCUUUCACUCACAUUCAGGGAGCAAGAGUAUCCCUCCAAGUUGCAUGGACUCCAACUGGGCCCAGCAGUGUCCUGAGUCACAGCGCCUUCCCCCACCCUGCUCUCUGCUCCGAGAUGAGAUCCCCAGCAUUCUUCCCGGGGUCAUCGGCUGCACCUUCCCACUGUAGUACUGCCUUGAUGGAGACCCUUGUAACCUUCAGUUGUGUUUACCGCCUCAAGUUUUAGAGGAAGAAAAGUAGUUUUCCUGUAAGAAUAUUGGGGAUAUUUCCUGUACGAGUAUUGUAAGAAUAUUGUCUUCACUCUUGAAAUGAGAUGAUAGUGGUGGAGGGAAGUUCGUAGAUCAGGAAUGGUUUCUUUCUUACCUGCUUAGUGAAUUUAAUCUUUUUCUUUCUUAUAUUUUUCUUUUUUCACCAAUAUUUUACUGUCUGAUUUCUCUCAGAUCUCUUAGUUCUGUGUGAGGCACAUCCUAGAAAGAUCUUCCCUGUUAGUCCUUAGGAGGGAAAUGUCCCGCUAGAACAUUGUAGGAGUCACUGGUAGUUACGUGGGUGCACAGUGCAGCAUUUCCGUUUCCCAACAGUAAAGAAUGGUUGGGGAUGAAAGCCCAGAAAAACAACUGUUGUCUGUGAUUGGACAUUAGGGUUCUGAGAUUUAGAGGUUGUGACUGCCAAAUUCCUUGAUGUAAGAACAGGAUGAAAACAAAGGAGAAGAGUGCUUGAAAUCAGAAAUGGCUUACUUAAGCAUCUUAUUACCUGUUACAUUUCCGACACCAGGAGUGCUGCUUUAGGCAUGGUAGGAGCUCAGUAAAUACGUUUGAGGAACUUACUUGGGAGUGAGUAAAGAAAAGUCAGACCUCUCAUACACAGUACCUUUUGCAAAGAAUGGAAUGGGCAGAUAGACAGACUCAGUCACAGUAAAAUAACAGCUAACAAAUUUUACCUCCAACUGUACUGAUGCUCAAACUUUCUUGCAUUUAGUCAUGUCAGAGCCUCAGGUAAAAGUUUUCCCUGGAGUCUCGCUUAAUCAACAGUGGCUAGCUAUGAAUGGAAAGUCCAUGAAUAUAGAGCUGCUCAGUCCACAAGGCUGGGUGUCACAGCUGGUCUUCAGUAUGCACCAGAAUCCUGAAGUAGGCUCUAAUGCCAGUGAAGGAAUGGACCUGCUAGGGAGGUGAGAGCAAGGAGGCGAAGAGCAAACGCUUCCUACUUCUAUGUCCUUAUGCAGGCUUCCAGCAGAAGGUGCCGUCCAGAUUAAAGAUAUCAAACUGCUUUCAUGACUAGAUGAAUGGAAACUCAGUGAUUUUUUUUUUUUUUUUAGCUAAGAGCCGACAAGGGGUUGUUCUUGGGCUUCGUUCUUUGGAGCAUACUCUGCAUUCUUUGCACAAGUAUUCCUGCUAUUAAAACCUGCCCUGAAGUUUUAAAAAUGAAGCAGUUGAAAAGGAAAAGGAAAAGCAAUUUUAGUGUUCAGGAAAUUCAGGCCCUUUUGAAAGAAAUUACCAAAAGGAAGGAAGUCAUUUUUUCCAAGCAACUCAACACUGUAGGUGAAGGCGAACAGAGGACAGGGACCGAGGUGAAGAGACAGUACCUUGACUGGCGUGCACUCAUGAAAAGGAAGAGAAUGAAGGCCAACAUGAAGCUGGUUGGUUCUGGGUUUCCUCUACCCACGUCUGAUUUAGACGACUCUCUCACUGAAGAGAUAGAUGAAAAAAUUGCAUUCCGAAAUGAUGCAAAUUUUGACUGGCAGAAUGUGGCGGAUUUCCGAGAUGCAGGUAGAUCCCUAACAGAAGUCAAAGUGGAAGAGGAAGAAAGGGACCCACAAAGCCCAGAGUUUGAGAUUGAGGAAGAGGAAGAAAUGUUGUCAUCUGUCAUACCAGAUUCCAGGAGGGAAAGUGAGCUCCCUGACUUCCCUCACAUUGACGAGUUUUUCACCCUCAAUUCCACACCGUCCAGACCUGCAUAUGAUGAGCCUCAUCUGCUCAUGAAUAUAGAGAAACAGAAACUGGAGCUGGAAAAACGCCGACUGGAUAUUGAGGCAGAAAGUUUGCAUGUGGAAAAGGAGCGGCUCCAAAUAGAGAAGGAGCGCCUGCGCCACCUGGACCUGGAGCACGAGCGUCUGCAGCUGGAGAAGGAGCGGCUGCAGAUCGAGAGAGAGAAGUGGAGGCUGCAGUUGGUUAGCACUGAGAAACCCGCCCUAGAGAACGAUCUUGGCCAGGGGGAGAAGUCCAUACUACAGCCACAGGACAUAGAAGCGGAGAAGUUGAAACUCAAGCGAGAGCGCCUGCAGCUGGAGAAAGAUCGGCUGCAGUUUUUGAAGUUUGAGUCUGAGAAGCUGCAGAUCGAAAAGGAGCGCUUGCAGGUGGAGAAGGAGAGACUGCGAAUUCAGAAAGAAGGGCAUUUGCCUUGACUGUUCUCCGUCCUCUGCUUAGCAAAGGUUUAUGAACUGUAGCUUUCCUAAUCAGUCCAUGUAAAUGUGGUUGGUGAAUUAGCUACCCCAUCGCCACCCCUGUCUGAUGUUAGUGUUUUUAGUAGGAAAAAAAGAUAGUGACACAUAGGUAGCCAUGUGGUUCAAUAGUAUAUUGUAUAAACUCUGUGCCCACCAUAAACAAAUAGCAGAGGAUCUGCUAGACUCUUUCACAUUAGUAAUAUUGCAUAGAGUCCUGUCUUAUUUGUGCGCCCCAAGUUUGCAAUAAUGUCUACAGUGAAGGUCCCACCCAAUGAUUCUCAAGUGGAGUUUGGGCUCCCAGAAGACAUUUGGAGAUGUGGGGAGAUGUUUUUUGGUGGUCAAAGUAGAUGGGUGUAGGCUUCUACUGACAUCAGUAGAGGCUACAGGCUCUGCUAAAUACCAUGUAAUGCCUGGCUUUCCUCUUCACAGGAAAGAAUUACCCAACCCAAAGUAUCACUAGUACCAAGUUUGAGAAACCUAUCCCUGGCCUAACUGUGCUAUCUUCUAAAGUUUUGGAAUAUUAAAGUUUCAGAUAUUUAUGUGCAUAGAUAUUUAAAUGGCCAAAAGCAUAUAACUGUAAGACAUUACUGUGUAGUUUAUUGAAUAUAGGGAGUGGUGGAGAUUGUAGGUACUUUAUAUCCAUGGUGUUGUCUAUCAGUAGAAUGAGACUUAGAAGCAAUCCUGGGACUAUCUGAGAUUGUUUAAAAUGAAUAACUUUGAAAGUCAGUCCCCCCUCAAGAAUGAAUACGCAAUUUGGAAAGCUUUAGUUCCCCCUUUAAAUCUGUUGUAGUUUGAAUAGAGAACUUGCCAUUUCAAUCAUACACUGAAAUGUUAUAUAAGAGAGUGGCAGAAGCUAGUAAAAAUCAUACCAGUGCCAAAUGGUGACAGUAGUCCAUGAUGGUGACCCAAUAAAUUGUUGAUUGAUUUUUUUUUUAAAGUGAAGAACAGUCAUUUGAGACUGAGAGAUGGGGGAAAUGCCCUCUGCAUCAGUAAAAUGGUGUUGAAAUGAUAGAAGUAGCUGUGUGUUAUGGUUAGGGGAAUCAUUUGCUUAACUUAAUAUCUACAAGAAUAUGAAAUGGUAACUUCUUACUUUAGAAUCCGAAGUUCAGAGAAAUCCUGCAGUAAGUAAGGGGCUGAUCUUUAUACAGCAGUAUAUUUUUGUCUUUGCCCCUUCAGAAUGAUUAAACUUUUGAAUUCUGAAAGCAAAGGGCUUGCUGAUUUGCCUUCAGUGUCCUGACGGUAGUUUAUGACAGUAAAGUGCUUUGCACAAUGAGCUGGAAAUGGCUGCACAAGUUCACUUUGUGUUUCCUGUUUUCUAGGAUGAUAGCUUUAAUUACAACACUUCUGUUGACACACUACUUUGAUUCUGUAUUUGUUCCUCAUUAAUUUAUGAAUGGCUAGAAAUCAUGUUUGAAUAUGGGUAUGUAGAGGGAAAACAUACCUGUAAUUCCUUAUUCUGAUUUUGAAAUAGUGUUAUUUUUUUAUAAUUCUAUUAAAAGCUUCUACCUUAGAAAGAAA